GCGCUCGCGAGCGCGUGCGGGGUCGCGCUGGCUCGCUCGCCACCUUCGGCGGCGUGCCUGCGUCCGCUGCGCCGCGAGCUCGCUGGGCUCCUGGGCUCCUGGGCAUCAGUGCCACGCCGGCUGAACAGCACCGCGCCGCCUCCACGUGGCGCUCGGAGCUCGUUCGCACCGUGCAGCGGCAGUCCGAGGGCCACGACGAUGUCGUGGCUGAUUGGCUGCUGAAGGGCGCGCCGAUGGGGGUCAGUCCGGAGGUCCAGCCCGGCGGGUUUUUCCCGGCGGCCGUCUCCGAGGCGUCGCUGGGCGCGUCGGGGCUCCUCGAACGCGCGGUGGACCUCGAGAACCACCCGUCGUUCCACGAGCGGCGCGGGCAGGUUCGGCCGCCGGGCGUGGGGCAGGUGCGAGGUUUGGUCGACCAGGGCUUCGGGGUUCUCUUCGGGGGCCGCGCGGCGGCAGAGUCGUAUUACUCCGCCCCCGUCUUCCUCGCGUCUCUUGGCAUUAUCUCCCGCGAGAAGCCCAAUUGCACGACCGAGCGCCGCGUUGUCCAAGUCCUCGAUCUUGCGAACUCGGCGGUGACCCUUGCGGGGCGCCAGGCCCUGCUUGCGAUCAUCGACCACGCCCUGGACGUCGCGCUGCUCUCCUCGCGGACGCAGGCGGGCGACGUGACCUGGGCGCUCGCGCUCGACGUCGCAGGCGCCCUCGUGUCGGCCCACGUGCGCCCGGGCGAACGGCCGUUCAAGUGCGCCCGCGUCGGCAACGGGCUCAGGCGGCGCAGGCCGGCGGUCUACCCGCAGGCCUGGCCCCGCCCGUUCGCGCGGUCCGAGGCGGGCCGCGCGGCCGCGGCCCCAGGCCGCCGGCAGCUGUGCUAUGGCGAUCCAGUCCUUGCUGCGACAGGCGAGCCGGCAGCGGCGCAGCUGGCGAUCGACCUCGCGCUCACGUGGUGGCUCCUUCUCGGGGCGCCGCUGGCGUGGAAAAGGGGGCGCUCUACGAGCGCGAGCAUCAGUGGGUCGGGGCCAGGUUCGUCGCGUGCGCGCCGGGCGAGGUGCGCGUCUUCUGGCCCCCGGGUUUCCUGGCGGACCUUUGAGCUCCUUGAGCCCUUCGCCGCUCGCACUGGCCACGCAUCGCUGGCGGCGGCCCGCCGCGUCUUCGGAGAGUGCGCGCGUGUUGCAUGUGUGGUGCCCGACGCGGCGCCGUUUGCGGCCUCCCUGUGGGGUGCCCUCGGCGGGGCUGCAGCAGCGGGCCGCGAGGCGCCGCCUGGCCGCCGGGCCUGCCGCAGGUUCGGCGAUGCCGCGAAGUGGAUGCGGGCGCUCGUUGGCCCCGAGGGCUUCGACCUACCCCCCCUCCGGCGCGUCGUUCGCGUCGACGCCGGGCGUCCACCGCAGGCCGACGCUGCGGUGAAGUUCGAUCCGUCGCCGUGGGGCGGCGGCGCGACGCUCUGCCGGCGCGGCGCCCGGGUGCAGUGCUUUGCCGUCGCGUGUGCGUCCGACGUUUGCGACCUCAUGGGCGGUGUGUGCGCGGGCGACCCUAAUCACCGAUCGUUCUGGGAGUACUUCGCGGUGCUGCUGGUGCUCUGCGUGUGGGGCGACUUUUUCCGCGCCGAGGGCGUGCACAAACACGUCGCCCGCGAGAUCGCCCGGCGGCGUGCUCGGCGCCGGUGGGAAUGCGUCGUCUCGCGCAUGCCGGCGGAGCACAACGUGUCCGCCGACGCGCUCUCCCGGCUGUCCGCGCCAGACCGCCCCGAGCUUCCCGCGGAGCUCGCCGAGGCGGAGCGAGUUGGCGCGCCUUGCGUUCCUGAGCUCGUCGUGGCGCUGAGGGCGCCCCUGGGCCAGCGGGCGCC
This is a messenger RNA of Prorocentrum cordatum, 1834 nucleotides long. NCBI's taxonomy places the organism in Eukaryota, Dinophyceae, Prorocentrales, Prorocentraceae. The record is from the annotation of a GenBank genome assembly.